This is a messenger RNA of Brienomyrus brachyistius, 2506 nucleotides long. It is a transcript of the gene arrdc2, whose product is annotated as arrestin domain containing 2. The transcript is spliced from 8 exons. NCBI's taxonomy places the organism in Eukaryota, Metazoa, Chordata, Actinopteri, Osteoglossiformes, Mormyridae. The record is from RefSeq and is a predicted model, not a curated record. The coding region runs from base 126 to 1352 and encodes 408 amino acids. Gene Ontology annotation, cellular component: cytoplasm; plasma membrane. Gene Ontology annotation, biological process: protein transport.
AGGUCCGGGCAGCAGCCGCUCCGCACUUUUGUUUUCGCCAAUUGUCCUGCGUUAGAGUUGGAGUCGGCUUACUUGACAAGAAUCAAGGCACCAGUCAGGACGGACCAUCGAUUUCCAGUUUAGAAAUGAUUUUGGAUUUUGGAGUGCGUAACUUGCGCGUCGUUUUCGACUCCCCGGAGCUGAAUUCGCCUCCGGUGUACAGCAGCGGGGAUGUGGUUUCGGGGAAGGUGCUUCUGGAACUCACCGGGGAGACCAAGGUGCAUUCUCUGAAGCUGCACGCCGAGGGCUUCGCCAGGGUGCACUGGACCGAGUCCCGCAGUGCCGGGGCUAGCAGUGCUUAUACCCAGAACUACAGCGACGAGGUGGAGUAUCUGAACCACCGGGAGGUGCUUCUGCAGGCAGAGAAUGGAGAUGUAACAGUGUUGCAGUCGGGCAAACACGAAUUCCCGUUCAGUUUCCAGCUGCCUGAAGAGACACUGGUGACCUCGUUCGAAGGCAAGUAUGGCAGCAUUCGCUACUGGGUGAAGGUGAAGCUGCAUCGACCCUGGGCCGCUGUGAGGAAGGUUAAGAAGGAGUUCACUGUUAUAGAGCCUAUUGACAUCAACACUCCGGCCUUGCUGGCCCCCCAGGCAGGGACCAAAGACAAGAUGGCACGCGUGUGGUACCGUAACUGUGGCCAGGUGUCUGUGACGACCAAGAUUGACCGCAAAGGCUACACCCCUGGUGAGGUGAUCCCGGUCUUUGCGGAGUUUGACAACGGCUCAUCCUGUUGCGUGGAGCCCAAGGCGUACAUCACCCAGACGCAGACAUUCAUCGCCAGGGGCACCAUGAAGCAGAAGCACUCUGUGGUCGUCACGCUUAGGGGUGACAGGGUGGGUCCCCGCUGCAGGGAGACCUGGCAUGGACGCGCUAUCAAGAUCCCCCCGGUGGGUCCUUCUGUCCUGCAGUGCCGCAUCAUCAAAGUGGAGUACUCGCUCAAGGUGUGCGUGAAGGUCCCCGGGCCCUCAAAGCUGUGCCUUGACCUGCCGCUGGUCAUGGGCACCAUCCCUCUGCACCCCUUCGGCAGCCGCACCUCCAGCGUCAGCAGCCAGUACAGCCUGAACCUGGAGUGGCUCCGCAUGGGCAUCCCCGAGCGUCCUGAGCCUCCCCCAGAUUACAGCGCCAUCAUUUCCGACGAGGAGGCAGAGCAGAACAUGGCCCCUCCGCCAGCCGAGGAGGACUUCGCUGGGGUCCUGCAGCGCCCCUACUUUGCUUACGUUCAGGAGUUUCGCUUCCGGCCUCCCCCAGUCUAUAGUGAGGUGGACCCAAACCCUCAGUCCUCCAACAUGCGCCGCCGCUGCAUGACGUGCUGAAGCAGCUGUGCCCACCUCUGUGGGAUGUGAUGGUCUGUUGGCAGUUUGAGAUCCAUGUUCUCUGGGAUUCUUCUCUGAGACUGAAGCGGAGUCCCAGGAUGGGAUGAGUGUGCUGUGAAGCACAAAGCCGGCGUGGGAAAGUCCUCAGGAGAUGGGACAUCACAUAAACGCCAGUCCCCUAGUCUUUGUCCCCAGCUCAGCUCCCGCCGUAGUCCUCAGGGUCCGACUGACGACAGACUCGGCGGUGUGUCUGUACAUUUUGGGGACUUGAUAAAGAAGCCCUCAUGUAUGCUUUUGGAAGGUAUGGAGGUGGAGGACAGACCCUGUAAACAUCUGCAGCUGAGCUGUUCCCAUAUGUUGGGUGAAACAGUUGAGGGUGGAGCCUGAACGGUGAUCUGUGGAGCCAGCCUGCAAAUGUAUAUGUGCAUAAUCGCAUUUUUUUUUUUUUAAUGUGGAAAAUGCAUAGAUCUGUUGCCUUCAGAAAAUGUUCAAAAUGAAGGGCUACCUGCAUGUCUUGUUGACAUGGCAAAUGGUUCAUUUCAUAAUGGGUGUCAUGGGGGGGGGAGAAGUGCUAGUAAGGAAGCGCAAACAUGGAAAGUGGCGUGCAGGGUGCAUAGCUGCCUGAGCACAGGAUGCCUGUGGGUGUGUCAGUUUGUAAACGCUACAGGAGCAGAGGCUGAUGGAAAGCGUGUAGGUGGUCAAAGGUCACAGGAAGGAACUGUGUGAAAGCAGAACUUGGACAAUCAUUAGAAAGACUGAACCAAAAAAAAAACUAACCAAAGAGUCGCAUUAAGUUGCUGUUGGUGCUUCCCUGGUGCCGUCAGGCAACUCGUGCAUGCAAAAAGCGUGUCGGUGCAGGGAUACAAACAAACCAUGCGCUUGAUGCAAUCGAUCAAAUCCAGCUGCCUUUUGUCAUGUGGGACUUCUGUAAACAUGCAGUUACUCAAUGGCACUUGCAGCUUCAAGUGGGAGAGGCUGUUUUAAAGCGGUUUGGUAUAGAACAUUCCAGCAAGCUUUAAUUUUUAAAUCUUUUCCAUUAAAAUGAUGAAAUGACACGUCCAUUUUGUGGUGCAUGGCAUUCAUCAUAAAUAUUAAUAGAAAAUCUUUUUCCAAUUUUUGUAAAAAGUCAUUUUCUAAUAAACUGAUACAAAGUU